Molecule: messenger RNA, 1885 nt
Organism: Misgurnus anguillicaudatus (oriental weatherfish)
Lineage: Eukaryota; Metazoa; Chordata; Actinopteri; Cypriniformes; Cobitidae
Gene: ing1
Product: inhibitor of growth family, member 1
Biological process (GO): positive regulation of DNA-templated transcription
Cellular component (GO): nucleus
Source: RefSeq, a predicted model, not a curated record
AAUUAUUAUUCAUGAGCUUUCGCCAUCAAAUCGUCAUUGGUCCUGCACAGCGCACGUUUACUCGAGUAACUUUUGUUAUCAACUUAGAAUUGUGCUUAAAGAAAAGAGGUUCGGAGAUUAAAUAAUUGCUAAAACACACAUUUAUACUGUUCCAUUUGUCUCUUAAAUGUUUGUGAAAAGAUGCUAAACCCGUCUGCAAACGGCGAGUCGUCUCUUGUUGUGGGGAAUUACGUUGAGGAGUACCUGGAUCUCGUAGAGUCUUUGCCGUUGGACCUACAGAGAUGUGUGUCGCACAUGAGAGAAAUAGACGCCAAAUAUCAAGAAAUUCUCAAGGAACUGGAUGAGAAUUAUGAAAAACACAUACAAGAGUCAGAUCCUGUACAGAAGAAGCGUCUUCUCCAUUGGAUCCAGCGCUCUUUGAUCCGCACAGAAGAACUUGGAGAUGAGAAGAUCCAGAUCGCAGGCCAAAUGGUAGAUCUGGUGGAGAACCGCUGUCGGCAGCUGGAGUGGCAAGGCGAACUUUUCCACGCCUGCCAAGACUCGCCGGAAAGCACUGUAUCUGUGGGCAGUGCCCCCUGUGCCGUAACAACAGUACCUAUGACGCCACUGUCUACAUCACUCCUGUCAGUGAGUAAACCAUGUGUGGAAAAAAGAAGAGAUGAAAUUCAGAGCACGGUUGACAAAUCCGGUGGAAAGCGAUCACGAAGGCAAAAAAAUGGUUCGGACAACCGAGAAAACUCAAAUUAUGGCGUGGAUCACAAUGAGGAGCUUGGUUCAUGCACGCCAAAAGAGAAAAAGGCUAAGACGUCAUCCACGUCGUCAAAGAAGAAAAAGAGGUCAAAAAGCAAGCAAGAUAGAGAGCCAUCACCAACAGACCUGCCCAUUGACCCAAAUGAACCCACUUAUUGUCUUUGUGAGCAGGUGUCUUACGGGGAGAUGAUAGGUUGUGAUAAUGAUGAAUGCACAAUUGAAUGGUUUCACUUUUCAUGUGUUGGCCUGCACCAUAAGCCCAAAGGAAAGUGGUACUGCCCAAAGUGCAGAGGCGACAAUGAGAAAACAAUGGACAAAGCUUUAGAGAGGUCAAAGAAAGAACGGGCGUACAACAGGUAGUGUCCAGUUUACCUGGUUGCCUUGUAUAAUUCCAUAUAGGGUCCAAGUACCCUGUGUUUUUUAUUGAGAGUAACCUGUAUGAUGUUCUUAUAGACCAAGUUUGGUAACUGGUUUGUAUAUCUCUUAGGGAUAUAUGUUGUGCUAAAGUCGGGUUACUUUUCAGCUAGCAAGUAUCUGAAAUAUAAUUUCAAAAGCCAGUAUAUUGCAUUUUUAUUAUUGUUCCCACUUUUGUAUCUGUGCUUGGCAUCACUGUAUGUGUGUUAACGUAAAACAAGACCUGCUUAAUGCCGUGUUUUCUCCAACAAAUGAUGUAAUGUAAAUGAGUAUGCGUUUAUCACUGGUACAUGGACAGUAGCUUGCCUCUUGCUUGUGCCCUAGUUUUCAGUUCGAAUAAAAUAGCUGUGCAUUGUCAAUACAAGGAAAGUAUUACUCAUGGUGGUUGUUUGACCUUUUAUUUAGUAUUUACAAGUGCUGAAAAAUGAGAUUGCCAUCCAGUGCAAAAUCUGUACACAAAAUUUAGAUGUUCUGUAUAUACAAUAGAUUAAAUGCUAGGACACACUCAAGCAUUCAUGCAUGUAACAGGGCAUACAUCUGAAAAGAUAAAGAUUUGGAAAAGACCUGACGACAUUUGUUUGGACUCUGUAAUGCAAGCCAUGAUAAAAUGUAUGGUAAUUAAGUUACUUGUAUUUCACUAGAAUUGUGGAGAAUAUUUUUAUACUUGAAGCAGUUCCAGAAAAUGUUCAGUUUUAUGACUAGUAAAGGUUUUUUACACUGA